Messenger RNA from Dromiciops gliroides (monito del monte), 563 nucleotides. Its product is annotated as double-headed protease inhibitor, submandibular gland-like. The transcript has 5 exons. NCBI's taxonomy places the organism in Eukaryota, Metazoa, Chordata, Mammalia, Microbiotheria, Microbiotheriidae. Gene Ontology annotation, molecular function: protein binding. The coding region runs from base 92 to 373 and encodes 93 amino acids. The record is from RefSeq and is a predicted model, not a curated record.
GGCUCUAUUUAUAAGACAAAGAAAGCUCUCCUACCUGAGCCUUUGCCUUCAAAGACUGUCAUUAUCACCUCUGGUUUCAGCUUCUGUUUCCAUGAUGAAAUCAGUAGUUCUGGCCUUUUGGGCCCUGGCCAUUACUACCUACAUUGUCUCUGCUGCCGAUAAUCAAGUAAAGGUAAAUCAAGUAAAAGGGACAGAGGUUGACUGCAGUAGGUACCUUCGUACAAAGGACAACCGUUUAGCAUGUCCAAGGAACUAUGAACCGAUCUGUGGUACUGAUCAAAGAAAUUACCCCAAUGAAUGCUUACUCUGUGACUCUAACUUGGAGAAAGGAUUGAGGACUAGAAAGCUGUAUGAUGGAAGAUGUGGAAAUUAGGGGUCUUUUGACCCUUAGUAAUUAUGGAGAAUGCUGAGGACUAGGAACAGCAUGGUUCAGAUUUACAAGAAGCUUCCUUGGUUGGACCCCAAAUAUAAUCUUUUAGUUACCUCUCACCAGGAUUAGACUCUGGUCACUGACAUCCCUGACUGCUGAUUUACUACAACAAUAAAUACUUCUAUGCAUGAGC